CACAGAUACCUUUAGAAUCUUCCACAAUCCCUACUUCGUCUUAAUCAAUUCAUUUGUCCCCGCAAAGCAAACAAAAUCAGGCCACAAUCUCAGAUUCCACCCCAAUCUUCUCUCUGUUCUGUUGGUUGCUGCCUUUUCUCCCCUUGAUUCGAUCAACACCUUAUUCGUCUGUGCAUGCUCUGACUCGGGCGAGAGAGAACGAGUUGUGAGUGAGUGACUCGUCUGAGUCAACUCAGCACCAGUACCCAGUGGCCUCCUUACACCACCAUCGAUGACUCGGCAGAUUGUGUUUGAGUCUCCUCCUGCCGGAGUUUACCGGAGACAACCACUCUUGACACCGCAACAAAACGAAAAGCCAAACCAUCGGAUCGGAGAGGUGGCGGGUGGGACGGCAGCAGAGUGCGCCGCGGUGUGUUGCUGCUGUCCAUGCUCGUUGAUGCACCUCCUCAUCUUGGCCGUCUACAAAGUCCCCACUGGGCUGUGCAAAAAGGCUUGGAAAAAACAGAAGAGAAAGAGGGUGUUGAAGAAGAAGGCUUUGUUGGAGCAGCAGAACAGCACUAAGAGAGGGCCCAUGGAGAUGCACAACGGUGAUGAAACGGACGGUGAUGAUGACGAUGAAGGGAUGGUUUUGGAUGCUGAAAUGUGGGACCGGUUUAAUGGGGCUGGGUUUUGGAGGACUCCCUCAAAGAGAGAUGAUUGAUCAUCUUACAUGCAGAAUCAACAGGAGUUCAGGGAGCAUUCUCUAUGGGUUUUAUUCGAUACAGUUCAGGUGGCAUUCUCUAUGGGUUUUAUUCUGGUAUCGAAGUUGUUUCCUUUGGACGGAGAAACAGCAAAGAUUUAAAAUUUCAGAAGCUCCAAACCCUUGGAUAAGAUAGCUUGAGAUGUGGUACGAAGAUGAUACGGGAAUUGCAGCAUUGCGGCUUGAGGUUUUAUGAUGGGACAUGGACUAGACAUGAUGGGCAUAAGGAAUGGUGAUAG
Molecule: messenger RNA, 978 nt
Organism: Ilex paraguariensis (yerba mate)
Lineage: Eukaryota; Viridiplantae; Streptophyta; Magnoliopsida; Aquifoliales; Aquifoliaceae
Source: the annotation of a GenBank genome assembly